This is a messenger RNA of Symsagittifera roscoffensis, 1104 nucleotides long. Its product is annotated as myosin regulatory light chain 12B-like. The coding region runs from base 196 to 708 and encodes 170 amino acids. The record is from RefSeq and is a predicted model, not a curated record. Gene Ontology annotation, biological process: locomotion; post-embryonic development. Gene Ontology annotation, molecular function: calcium ion binding; myosin heavy chain binding. Gene Ontology annotation, cellular component: myosin II complex; cytoplasm. The transcript is spliced from 4 exons. Lineage: Eukaryota; Metazoa; Xenacoelomorpha; Acoela; Convolutidae.
CAUUGCGUUGUGUUGGUUGGUUGGAAUCUGUUCCAUUUUGGCUCACAUUUGAUCUGUAUUCUGGUGUGUUUUGGUUUCCUUGUGGGUUUCAUUUUGGACAUACCCGCUGCCGCCAUUUAGUUCCACUGCUACAGUUAACGCUCUCUAGAUAGAUUACACCGAAGUUCCAACAAAAACUACUACCAACUAGCACUAAUGGCAUCCAAGGCUAAGGGUGGAAAGAAGAAGGUGGAGAGGGCCUCCUCCAACGUGUUCGCCAUGUUCGACCAGAAACAGAUCCAGGAGUUCAAGGAGGCUUUUGGGAUCAUCGACGUGGACAAGGACCAGACCAUCUCUGAGUCGGACAUCGCCGCCACGUGGCAGUCUCUGGGCAAGAAUGUCUCCUCCAGUGAUGUGUCCAGUAUGGUCAAGGAGGCCAGUGGACCUAUCUCCUUCACCAUGUUCCUCACACUGUUCGGGGAGAGACUGAGUGGCACUGACCCCGAGGAGAGUAUUCUGAAUGCAUUCAAACUGCUAGAUGAAGAGGCCACUGGACGCAUCUCAGAAGACAAGAUGAAGCGUCUGCUGACCUCGAUGGGGGAUCGAUUCAGUCCGGAAGAGGUUGAGGACAUGUUCAAGGGAGCUGAUUCGUGUCUCUACGAUGACGGACUAGACUACGCCUCAUUCGUCAAGAUCAUCAAGAACGGAGAGGAGCGAGAGGAGGAAUAGACGACACAUUACACGACACGAGACGAGACGAGGCUUGAAUAAAAAAGAACGAGAUUUAAACGGCCGUGAGCAAAAUUCGACAUUCAACUGACGUUUUUAACUGAAUCGAAUUGAUGACUCGCAACUGCAAUGAAUCAAAAAUCCGUCAACCCUCCCCUAUAAAAAAUAAUUAACCUUAAGAUGAUAAAAUAUCUCGAAAAAUGUGAAAGUGAAAAGACUAAUGUAUGUGUAUCAAUAUACUUGGGUGUGGAAUGGUAUAAGAAAGAUGUACUCGAUUCAUUGCAGUUAAAGAGGUCUACAAACUUAAAUAUAAUUAUUGCUAUUGUUAUUAUAAAAUUUAUUUGCAAAACACUCUGAGGCAAGAUUUCACUCCACUAAUUAACACAUUGAAGUUUA